Messenger RNA from Oncorhynchus gorbuscha (pink salmon), 1733 nucleotides. RefSeq names its product basic proline-rich protein-like. Lineage: Eukaryota; Metazoa; Chordata; Actinopteri; Salmoniformes; Salmonidae. The transcript has 14 exons. The record is from RefSeq and is a predicted model, not a curated record. The annotation marks the transcript as partial.
GACCCUCCCCAGGUAAACCUGACACCCAGGGUCCCCUCCCAGGUAAACUGGCCCCCCAGGACCCCUCCCAGGUGCAAACCGACCCCAGGACAGGUAAACCGGCCACCCAGGGAUCCCCUCCAGGUAAACCGUCCACCCAGGGACCCCCUCCCAGGGUCCCCUCCCAGGUAAACCGGACACCCAGGGAUUACUUCCAGGUAAAACCGUCCCACCCAGGGACCCUCCCAGGUAAACCGUCCAACCAGGGACCGUCCCCAGGUAAACCGUCCAACCAGGGACCCCGUCCCAGGGACCCCGUCCCAGGUAAACCGUCCACCCAGGGACCCCUCCCAGGUAAACCGUCCAACCAGCUGACCCGUCCAGGUAAACUGUCACCCAGGGACCCCUCCCAGGUAAACCGUCCAACCAGGACCCCGUCCCCAGGUAAACCGGCCCACCCAGGGACCCCCUCCCAGGGACCCUCCCCAGGUAAACCGUCAACCAGGGACCCGUCCCCAGGUAAACCGUCCAACCAGGGACCCGUCCCAGGUAAACCGCCACCCAGGGACCCUGUCCCAGGUAAACCGGACACCCAGGGACCCCUCCCCCAGGUAAAACCGUCCACCAGGGACCUCCCAGGUAAACCGACACCCAGGGACCCCUCCCAGGUAAACCCCGGACACCCAGGGACCCACUCCCAGAGUAAACCGGACACCCAGGGACCUACCCCAGGUAAAACCCCGGCCACCCAGGAUCCCUUCCCAGGUAAACCGUCCACCAGGGACCCCUCCCCAGGUGGCAACCAGGGACCCCGUCCAGGGACCCUCCCAGGUAAACCGGACACAGGGACCCCCCCAGGUAAACCGACACCCAGGACCCACUCCUGCAACCGACACCUAGGACCCCCUCCAGGUAAACCGGACACCCAGGGACCCACUCCCAGAGUAACCGGACACAGGGACCCCUCCCAGGUAAACCGGACACCCAGGGACCCACUUCCAGGUAAACCGGACACCCAGGACCCCCUCCCAGGUAAACCGGACACCAGGGUCCCCUCCCAGGUAAAAUCCGGACACCCAGGGACCCACUUCCCAGGUAACCGACACCCAGGACCCCUCCCAGGUAACCGGACACCCAGGGACCCCUCCGAGGUAAACCGUGGACACCCAGGGACCCCCUUCCAGGUAAACCGGACACCCAGGGACCCACUCCCAGGUAAACCGGACACCCAGGGACCCACUCCAGGUAAACCGGACACCCAGGGACCCACUCCCAGGGACCCACUUCCAGGUAAACCGGACACCCAGGACCCACUCCCAAAACCGACACCAGGGACCCACUCCCAGGUAAACCGGACACCCAGGGACCCCCUCCCAGGUAAACCGGACAUCCAGGACCCACUUCCCCAGGUAAACUGGCCCACCCAGGGACCUACCCCAGGUAAACCGACACCCAGGACCCACUUCCAGGUAAAACCGGGCCCAACCAGGGACCUACUUCCAGGUAAAACUGCCCAACCAGGGACCCCGUCCCAGGUAAAAACGCCCACCCAGGGACCCACUCCCCAGGUAUACCGUCCACCCAAGGACCCCCUCCCAGGUAAACCGUCCAACCAGGGGACCCCGUCCCAGGUAAACCGUCCACCCAGGGACCACCCAGGUAAACCGGGACACCCAGGGACCCACUUCCAGGUAAAACCGUCCACCCAGGGACCCACUCCCCAGGUAAACCGACAAUCAGGGACCCACUCCCAG